AUGAACAACCUCAAGAAGUUUGCCGAUUUGGGUGUUCUCGGUGGUGGCAUUCUGGCUGCCGCUGGAGCUGUCGGCAUUGGAUUAACUCAGUGUCUAUAUACAGUCGACGGAGGCCAUCGCGGGAUAAUUUUCAGCCGGAUUGGUGGUGUUCAGGACGACAUAUAUCCUGAGGGCCUACACUUCAGGAUCCCUUGGUUCCAAUAUCCGAUCAUCUACGAUAUACGUUCCAAGCCCCGGAAAAUUACAUCCCCUACCGGAAGCAAGGAUUUGCAAACGGUGAACCUGACUUUGCGUGUACUGUCGCGACCGGAAGUCAACAACCUGCCCAAGAUUUACCGGAAUUUGGGAACGGACUAUGAUGAACGAGUGUUGCCGUCAAUCGUCAACGAGGUUCUUAAAGCCGUCGUGGCUAAGUUUAAUGCCAGUCAGCUUAUCACUCAACGCCAGCAAGUAUCGCUGCUUAUUCGAAAGCAGCUUGUUGAACGUGCACGGGACUUCAAUAUUGUGGUCGAUGACGUGUCUAUCACUGACUUGAGUUUUUCACAAGUCUACUCGGCUGCGGUCGAAGCGAAGCAGAUUGCUUUGCAAGAAGCUCAGCGCGCGCAAUUUCUUGUGGAACGAGCGAAACAAGAGCGCCAGCAAAAGAUUGUCACUGCUGAUGGUGAAGCGCAAGCAGCCAAACUGAUUGGUGACGCUCUGUCCGCCAAUCCCGGUUAUUUGAAGCUACGAAAAAUCAAGGCGGCAACACAGAUUGCUCGCACGGAACAAGUCCAACUACCGUUCGAUGCCGCCGUUGACGAGGAGAUGAAAGUUGAACUCCUGUUCUACAUAUGCAACCUAUUUUCCACAUCUCCUCUCGAGGAGCACUUUGUCUGGUCUGGGGAAAAGCGCAUUGCAAAGGCUAUCCUGUAUGAAAAAGUCCUCUCGGACCGGAUGUCUGAACUAUUUUUCCUGCAUGACAUUCUGACGCCUAUUGAUCCGAGGGAUAUACCGUCCUUAUCUGCGUUUCUAAACGGUUUGCUGUUACACGUGCUAACAAAGAAAACAGACCUGAGCCGAACGGAUGCAGCCUACCUAUCUGAUUACGUGUUACUAUCAUGGUGGAAUCGGUGUUUCCAUUUGCCUACAAGCUAUUGCUUGUUGGCUGCUGCGUUGGAUUCGAACUUUUUGGAUUCACUCGCUCACUUCACUCCAACCGUGUUAUCUCAUCUGGCGCGAUAUCCUGAACACUCAAACUUGGUGACAGUCAAUCUCUUACGGAUUUAUUCGUAUUGUGAAGAAAGAAUGCAAAGUUGUGACACAAACGCCAUCAGCUGCGCCAACCAAGCUGAGGACCCGGCCUCCCGGAUGCUGGGAAUCCAUGCUAAUGCGGCGUUGCACCAACUGGCCGGACAUUACUCCAACUGCCUAAAACAUGCUGAUCAGAUGACCCCUGAGUUCAGAAUCCCCGCGAAUGCGUUGCACUCAAUUCAUGGCACUAUGACCACUCUUUUACAGCGGGUUAUAAGCUGUGGACUAGUUGCCAGUCUACGCCAACGACCGGAUCUACCUCUAUGCCCGAGUUCUGUCAGUCCCCUCUUUCUUGACCGGUUCAAUACAGCCCGUGAUUAUUACGUUACGCGUGCCUGCCGCUCUCUAGCCGUAGGUUUGUCGAACUCAACCUCAUCAGGACUACCUUCCAAGCUCAGCUGUAUUGUGCAUGCCGCUGCCCCGAAACACUUGUUUACAUCGCUUCUGAGCUCUUCACCCUCGUGCCCCACUCAUCCAGCAUCUGGGGAUAAUGUCCCCGCUUCAUUUGAACCACAUCGGAGCUUGAUCUGUUGGUGUAUUGAACAUGGUCUUGGCGUUAAAGAUUACGCGCUGUGGUUUGUUUCGAACAGUGACAUCAAAGAUGUUCAUUUGGCACAAUGUGUUCUUUCUCGUCUACGCCCACACGCUGCUCUACUGGCGGGUGAUGAUAGUUCGUUCUGUCUUGCACUGAUUCAGCGAAUGGAUCGGGUUCGGAAGGUCACAUUACCGGAGCAUGAUUACCUGAAGUUAUUGAGACUAGUUCUGAAGCAUCUCACGGUCAAAUCGAAAUCCCGGUUACUUCAAGACUUACACAGUCCGUCAAAUUCGUCCGGUGCGACUCCACUGCCAAAAUCAAACAACCAUUGGGAGGCGCAGACUCGCAAACUGUUUAAUCGCCUGGUUGUCCAAGAUUCUGGAACUGCUAACACUGUGUCUUCCGGGGCUUCAGAACCCCACAGUUACGAAUCAUAUUCACAGUCAGUUAAUAUUGAGUUUGUUUUGGACUGUGAACUACUCCUGUUGACGCGACCGGUUUGUUUCCUGACCGAACUCAUUCUACUGCCAAUGAGCCGCCGUUGUCUUGCAUCCCAACCUGCAGUUCAUCAGCUGUUGGAAAAGGUUUCCUAUUGUCUGACCGUUCCAAUCGCUGCAGCAAGUGUUGAAAUGAAACCAACUGAGACAGACAUCCCAAUCACAAAAAUGGUACCUUCACUCUUGGAAUCUGUACUACUGCGAGGACUUUCAUCUCAGCAACAACUAAAAGACACAUGUUUGCUGUUCCAUCUGAAAACCAUGGAAGCGGAAGCAGAUGAAGACCCGAUCUGUUUUGAUCCUAUUUUUCCCAUGAGCGAAGAGACUUCCAAACCCUCCGCGCGAUCCGCUUCACAAACGGAAGAACGAUUAGAAGGUUUGGUUGAUCCGAAACAUCCUCUACUCGUAACAAUGCGACUGUUGGUGAAACUGGCCCGUCAGAUCGUUCCGAACUUGUUGGCGCACCUUAAUCUACAGCUUCAGACCGUUCUUCAGAAGCCCGUUCAACCCGUCGAAGCUAUCGACCGUUUCCUUGGAUUUUUGCUCGAUGCCAUUCUUUUUGCAGCCGACGGUUUUUCCGAAUCAAUUUCUCAGGAGAUUGUGGUACAUUUGCUGAAUCUAUUCGAAUUAUUGUUUUUGUCAGAUGCUACCGCUUACACGCAGGUGAACGAACUGGAUCUCCUUGUGGUUGGCGUUGUCAGAACGCUGUUGCGUGACACGUCUGGAAGGGAUAUUUUUGCGACAGCAAGUGAUCGAUUAUGUCGACUCAGGGAAACUCUACGUAGUCACGAAUUUGGCCCACGAAUACUCCGCUUUUGGAUUUUGUGGUUUCCCGUCUUCGACGCGGUUCUGGAUAGAUCCGACUCAGGAUGCCUCGAAGUCCCCGCUUAUAUGAGCAACCUUCCCGGAACAACUGGAGAACUGACGCUGUUAAAUUCCGUAGCGACAAAAUCUUGCGUUCUGCCGAUUGGUCUUAAAUGGCGAUCUGCUAAAUGCUUACGUCAGGAAUCUGCCCUAUUACGGGAUAAUUUGACAAUGAUAAUGGAUGCCCGUCAGAUCGUUCCGAACUUGUUGGCGCACCUUAAUCUACAGCUUCAGACCGUUCUUCAGAAGCCCGUUCAACCCGUCGAAGCUAUCGACCGUUUCCUUGGAUUUUUGCUCGAUGCCAUUCUUUUUGCAGCCGACGGUUUUUCCGAAUCAAUUUCUCAGGAGAUUGUGGUACAUUUGCUGAAUCUAUUCGAAUUAUUGUUUUUGUCAGAUGCUACCGCUUACACGCAGGUGAACGAACUGGAUCUCCUUGUGGUUGGCGUUGUCAGAACGCUGUUGCGUGACACGUCUGGAAGGGAUAUUUUUGCGACAGCAAGUGAUCGAUUAUGUCGACUCAGGGAAACUCUACGUAGUCACGAAUUUGGCCCACGAAUACUCCGCUUUUGGAUUUUGUGGUUUCCCGUCUUCGACGCGGUUCUGGAUAGAUCCGACUCAGGAUGCCUCGAAGUCCCCGCUUAUAUGAGCAACCUUCCCGGAACAACUGGAGAACUGACGCUGUUAAAUUCCGUAGCGACAAAGUUGGGUCUGAAGUUUUCAACAAUGAACUUGGUACCAACUGAGAAACGACGGUGUGUUUCACACAUGUCUCCAGCAACCCUGAGUUUUGCACUCUUGUUGGCUUCAAUGUCUCCUCAGUCUGCUCAACUUGUGACGGAUGCUAUCAUCUCAUCUGUAAAGUCUGAUAGCGACAAUUGGGAACCGGAUCAUUUGCCGAACAAUGUGUUGCUUUUAGCCCUAUUUUUGUUUCUGAGAUCUACCUCCGGUGAUCAACAGCCCAACAGAUGGGGGCGCGUCUUUCACGUUAUUGACCACUUGGUCCGAGCCGGGGUGAUCAUUUUGUCUUUUCAUGCAAGGCAUUUCGAAAGUGGAGAUUCAUCGUCCCCUACUGGCGGCUUUCCAUUGAUGGACUGGAGCAGUUUGCGGGGAAAACUCGAUGUGUUCGCGUUGUAUGCGGACCUGUUCUACUUGUGGUUGGCCGAGCUUCCCCAAUCGACCGUGCUGGAAGACACUCAACGCUCCUGGGAACUGCGUCUUCUCUGCAGCACCAUGAGUUUGCUUACACAGCGCUUGGCAACCUAUUUGGGCCCGAACACGGAUAUAUGCGAUUCUCGGUUUUCCAGGAUCGUGCGAUCUCAAGCGGCUACCGUGUUGCAAAGAUUUGAGCAGCGUUUGGAAAUUGGUUUGCCGAAGCGGCACCAGUCACUCGCUUCAGCUUCGGAAGAUCCAUUCGCAAUCGGGAUUACUGUGGAACACGCGAGUGAGGCGAACUUCGAUGAGGCUGUGGUACCCUCCGGUAAUCAGCCUUGUGAUAGCCCGGCUGGCUCUUGCUGUGUUGAGGACUUCAACUCUACCUAUCGUUGGCCGGAUCCAAAUGACUGUCUGAUUCACUUAGGCGGUU
This is a messenger RNA of Opisthorchis viverrini, 4768 nucleotides long. RefSeq lists its product as hypothetical. The record is from RefSeq and is a predicted model, not a curated record. NCBI's taxonomy places the organism in Eukaryota, Metazoa, Platyhelminthes, Trematoda, Opisthorchiida, Opisthorchiidae. Gene Ontology annotation, biological process: mitochondrion organization. The transcript is spliced from 21 exons. Gene Ontology annotation, cellular component: mitochondrion; membrane. The annotation marks the transcript as partial.